Molecule: messenger RNA, 3727 nt
Organism: Lactuca sativa (garden lettuce)
Lineage: Eukaryota; Viridiplantae; Streptophyta; Magnoliopsida; Asterales; Asteraceae
Product: cellulose synthase A catalytic subunit 1 [UDP-forming]
Biological process (GO): cellulose biosynthetic process
Cellular component (GO): membrane
Molecular function (GO): cellulose synthase (UDP-forming) activity
Source: RefSeq, a predicted model, not a curated record
UAACGAAACUAAAAGGCCGAGUUUCCUGUAAGCAGCUGACUGAAGCCAGACAGUCAAGCCAAGCUGAUUCUCCCCGCUCUCGACCAAAAUCUAUUACUAUUUUCAUCAUCACCGACACCCUCCCCCUCUCUUUUCUUAACAAAUCAAUACAAAUGAUUAAUAUGCAGUAAUCAUCGAAAGUGAGAUCAAGAAUGGGCCCUUUUCUUCUCACGCCAAUGCCCAUCAAACUUCAUUGAUUAUCAAGUUCCUUCAAAUUCAAAUCAAGAACGAAAAAAUCAAUUUCUAUCAUCUGGGGCUCUUCUUUAGUCCCCUGUUUCUACUUUAAUUGGAAUACAUGGAGGCAAAUGCAGGAUUAGUUGCCGGAUCUCAUAAGAGGAACGAGUUGGUGAGAAUAAGACAUGAUUCCGAUGGAGGGCCGAAGCCUUUAAAGAAUAUGAAUGGACAGAUAUGUCAAAUCUGUGGCGACACCGUCGGCCUGACUGAAAACGGCGACGUUUUUGUUGCUUGCAACGAGUGCGCAUUCCCGGUUUGUAGACCCUGCUACGAGUACGAAAGAAGAGACGGAAAUCAAGCAUGCCCUCAAUGCAAAACUCGAUACAAAAGACACAAAGGGAGUCCCCGAGUUGACGGUGAUGAUGACGAGGACGAUGUUGAUGACCUGGAAAACGAGUUUGAUUAUGCACAAGGGAGACGACAAUGGCAAGGAGAAGAUCCGGAUCUUUCUUCAUCUUCUAGAAGACAUGAAUCACAGCAACCAGUUCCCCUUCUCACUAAUGGCCAACAAGUAUCUGGUGAAAUCCCAAUUGCCACACCGGACAAUCUAUCUGUAAGAAGUACAUCGGGUCCAUUAGGCCCUGGUGACAAGCCUGUCCGCUAUAUGGAUCCAAGACAACCAGUUCCUGUAAGAAUUGUGGACCCAUCAAAGGAUUUAAAUUCAUAUGGGCUUGGGAAUGUGGACUGGAAGGAAAGGGUAGAAGGCUGGAAACUAAAACAAGACAAAAACAUAAUGCAAAUGGCAAACAGAUACAAUGGCGGUGAAGGGAGAGGAGGUGAGAUUGAAGGCACGGGAUCAAAUGGAGAAGAAUUGCAACUGGUUGAUGAUCCAAGACAAUUAAUGAGCCGUGUGGUGCCUAUUUCAUCUUCUCAUUUGACUCCAUAUCGAGUUGUGAUUAUAUUGCGAUUGAUUAUUUUGGGAUUUUUCUUGCAAUAUCGGUUGACUCAUCCUGUUAAUGAUGCGUAUCCUUUGUGGCUUGUAUCUGUUAUUUGUGAGGUGUGGUUUGCUUUUUCUUGGCUUCUUGAUCAAUUUCCAAAAUGGUCCCCCGUUGAACGUGAGACCUUCCUUGAUCGCCUUGCAUUGAGGUUUGAUAGGGAAGGAGAGCCUUCACAAUUGGCACCUAUAGAUGUCUUUGUGAGUACAGUGGAUCCAUUAAAAGAGCCUCCUCUCAUCACUGCAAACACAGUGUUGUCUAUUCUUGCUGUGGAGUAUCCUGUUGACAAAGUCUCCUGCUAUGUAUCUGAUGAUGGAUCUGCUAUGCUUACAUUUGAGUCUCUUUCUGAGACAGCAGAGUUUGCAAAAAAGUGGGUCCCAUUCUGCAAGAAGCAUAGCAUCGAGCCCAGAGCCCCUGAGUUUUAUUUUGCUCAAAAGAUAGAUUACUUGAAGGACAAGAUCCAGCCUUCUUUCGUCAAAGAACGUAGAGCAAUGAAGAGAGAAUACGAAGAAUUCAAAGUUCGGGUCAAUGCACUUGUAGCAAAAGCACAAAAGAUGCCGGAAGAAGGCUGGUCUAUGCAGGAUGGAACUCCUUGGCCUGGAAACAACCCCCGUGAUCAUCCUGGAAUGAUUCAGGUGUUCUUGGGGCACAGUGGAGGUUGCGAUACAGAUGGAAAUGAGCUACCUCGUCUUGUUUACGUGUCCCGUGAAAAACGUCCUGGGUUUCAACAUCACAAGAAAGCCGGUGCCAUGAAUGCUUUGAUUAGGGUUUCGGCGGUUUUGACGAAUGGCGCGUACCUUUUGAACGUCGAUUGUGAUCACUACUUCAACAACAGCAAAGCUCUAAAAGAAGCCAUGUGUUUCAUGAUGGAUCCUGCCUAUGGAAAGAAGACAUGCUAUGUUCAAUUCCCACAGAGAUUCGACGGGAUUGAUUUACACGAUCGAUAUGCUAAUCGCAAUAUCGUCUUCUUCGAUAUUAACUUGAAAGGGCUGGAUGGGAUUCAGGGGCCGGUUUACGUGGGAACUGGUUGCUGUUUCAAUCGACGAGCUCUGUAUGGAUACGACCCUGUUUUAACAGAGGCUGAUUUAGAACCAAAUAUCAUUGUGAAAAGCUGUUGUGGUUCACGAAAGAAGUCGAGAAACGUUAACAAGAAGUACGUGGAUAAAAAAGCAGUGAUGAAAAGAACGGAAUCCAACACUCCAAUUUUAAACAUGGAUGAUAUCGAUGAGGGUGUUGAAGGGUAUGAUGAAGAUAGAUCGUUACUAAUAUCGCAAAAGAGCUUAGAGAAGCGAUUUGGUCAAUCUCCUGUAUUUGUUGCUGCAACUUUCAUGGAGAUGGGAGGAAUUCCCCCCACUACCAAUCCAGCUACCCUUUUGAAGGAAGCAAUACAUGUUAUUAGCUGUGGUUAUGAGGAUAAAACCGAGUGGGGUAAAGAGAUUGGAUGGAUUUAUGGGUCUGUGACAGAAGAUAUUUUAACUGGAUUCAAGAUGCACACAAGAGGAUGGAUCUCAAUAUAUUGCAUGCCACAACGUCCGGCUUUCAAGGGUUCUGCUCCGAUCAAUCUUUCCGAUCGUCUGAACCAGGUCCUCCGGUGGGCUUUAGGUUCAAUCGAGAUUUUACUCAGUAGACAUUGCCCCAUCUGGUAUGGGUAUAAUGGUAAAUUAAAACUCCUGGAGAGGCUCGCAUACAUAAACACCAUCGUCUAUCCCCUCACCUCCAUCCCUCUUCUAGCCUACUGUGUACUUCCGGCCGUCUGCCUUCUCACCGGAAAAUUCAUCAUCCCCGAGAUAAGCAACUAUGCUAGUAUGUGGUUUAUUCUUCUCUUUAUCUCCAUCGCUGCAACCGGAAUCUUGGAGCUCCGGUGGAGUGGCGUGAGUAUUGAAGACUGGUGGAGAAACGAACAGUUUUGGGUGAUAGGAGGCACGUCCGCUCAUCUAUUCGCCGUCUUCCAAGGUCUUCUCAAAGUUCUCGCCGGAAUCGACACCAAUUUCACCGUCACAUCCAAGGCAAACGACGAAGACGGUGAUUUUGCAGAACUCUAUAUAUUCAAAUGGACGGCGCUCCUCAUCCCACCCACCAGUGUUCUGAUCGUAAACCUAAUCGGCAUAGUUUCCGGCGUUUCAUCUGCAAUCAACAGCGGUUACCAGUCGUGGGGCCCACUUUUUGGGAAACUGUUUUUUGCAAUCUGGGUUAUCGUCCAUUUAUACCCGUUUCUCAAAGGUCUGUUGGGUCGGCAAAAUCGAACCCCCACCAUUGUUAUCGUGUGGUCGAUUCUGCUUGCUUCGAUUUUCUCCCUUUUGUGGGUUCGUAUCGACCCCUUUACCACAGACGAUACUCUUGAUGCAGUUAAAGGACAAUGCGGGAUCGAUUGUUAGGUAUAUAUAUAUAAAGUUUCUGAUUUGCAAAUUUGUGUAAGCCGUGAUGUGAUGCGAUGUGAUGUGUACGAAUGAUAUAAUUAUUUGAUUUAUUGUUGUUAUCCCACGAAUUCAAUGAAAAAUUUAAGUAUAACCUUAUCUUAA